AUGGGCCCCUGUACCGCCUCCUCAUGCUGCUGCCAGGCCCCUAAUCUGCCAUGGGCCCCUAUACCGCCUCCUCAUGCUGCUGCCAGGUCCCAGAGUCUCUCAUGGGUCCCUGUACGGCCCUCCCAUUGCUGCUGUCUCCAUCGCCACACUCUGCCAUGUGCUGCCACUUUCAGGUCUCCUCACACUGCUGGUGUGUUCCAUUUUUUGUCAUAGGGUGCUGGCAGAUUACGGGCCUCCCCAUAGCUGCUGCCAGGCCCCUAAUCUGCCAUGGGCCCUGUACCGCCUCCUCAUGGGUCUGCUGCUGCCAGGUCCCACAGUGUCUCAUCAUGCCAUGUGCCACUUUCAGGUCUCCUCACACUGCUGGUGUGUUCCAUUUUUUGUCAUAGGGUGCUGGCAGAUUACGGGCCUCCCAUAGCUGCUGCCAG
This is a messenger RNA of Staurois parvus, 425 nucleotides long. The record is from the annotation of a GenBank genome assembly. NCBI's taxonomy places the organism in Eukaryota, Metazoa, Chordata, Amphibia, Anura, Ranidae.